Candidula unifasciata is the source of this 904-nucleotide messenger RNA. Lineage: Eukaryota; Metazoa; Mollusca; Gastropoda; Stylommatophora; Geomitridae. The record is from the annotation of a GenBank genome assembly.
GUAUGACUGUCUGACUGGUGUACCUGACACACAGAAAUCUGUGGGCUUUGAAAAGGGCUGUGUGCUCUACAACAUUGGGGCCCUCUAUACUCAGAUUGCCUGCAGGCAGGAUCGGACAACCCAUGAGGGUGUGGUGCAGGCAAUAGUCAACUUUGAGAAGGCAGCAGGAGCAUUCCAGUACUUGGAGAACCGGUUCAGUUCAGCCCCAAGCCAGGAUAUGCAGCAGCAGACAUUGUCCAUGCUGGUUUCACUGAUGUUGGCUCAAGCUCAGGAGUGUGUCCUAGAGGGCUGGUUGCUGGCUGGCUCCAAAGAUGGCCUCUCUAACUGUUGCCACGUGGCUGGGGAAGCUGCCCGGGUAGCUGAGAAAUACAAGCAGACCCAUGAGAAGAUGUGCCAGGAGCCCACCAAGAGUUACCUGCCCUUCUCCUGGCUGUCUAUGGCUGAGAGCAAAUAUCACUUCUACAGGGGACUGGCCCACUUCUACGUGGCUGCAGCUCUGUUAGAUCAGAAAGACAGCGGUGAUGUCACCAGGUUGAGGCAGAUGUUUGAGACCAUUCUGCUGGACUCGGCCACUAGAGAUGAGAACAACGGACUCAAGCUGCCCACCACGGAGGAGGAGAGGAGGUGUAUAGGCAAAGCCCAUCUCAGGGAGGCGGUGAUCAACCACGAGGAGUCACUGCGUAUCCACAACCUGUGUAAACAGUUGCGCAGGAUCGAUACCUUCCGGGACAUUCUUCACAAAACUCAUGAGAGGGCACUCAACAGGUUCUCUGCACUGGAGGAGGAGGAUGACUUCUCCGAGUCGCUGAUUGCUUCGGACAUUGUUGCACAGACGGAGCAUGACAGCAGCGCUGUGCUGCCAGAUUUCUCCAAAGUCAAAGUGGUGGACAUAUUCUGGCGAUUG